Messenger RNA from Zingiber officinale, 2534 nucleotides. Its product is annotated as probable LRR receptor-like serine/threonine-protein kinase At2g16250. Lineage: Eukaryota; Viridiplantae; Streptophyta; Magnoliopsida; Zingiberales; Zingiberaceae. Gene Ontology annotation, molecular function: protein kinase activity; receptor serine/threonine kinase binding; ATP binding. The transcript has 3 exons. Bases 50 to 2401 code for a protein of 783 amino acids. The record is from RefSeq and is a predicted model, not a curated record. Gene Ontology annotation, biological process: protein phosphorylation.
AACCCUGCCACUCCACUGACGACUCCCUUGUUCCGGGUCAUUCCCGUUCAUGGAUUCUCCGGCGCGCCUCCUCUUCCUCUUCUCCUUCCUCUGUUGCUCCCCUCUCUUCUUCCAUGCCGGCGCCUCAGCCGUCCCCCGCUCCAAGCAUGACGCUGAGCUUGACGCCCUCUUCCGCCUCCGCAAAUCUCUCGCCGUCGCCGACUGGCCAGAUAGGUGCGACCCCUGCUCCUGCUGGACCGGCCUCAACUGCAGCUCCGACGGCACUGUUUCUAUCAAUCUGACCUCUGUUCGUCGAAGUCACCGCGACCGGUCAGGAGCGGCCGUCGACUACGACUUCAACGGACUCAGUAACCUCACCUCCUUCGACGCCUCCGGCUUCCCGCUCACCGGUCCCAUCCCUGCUGCCCUCGGCGACUCCAAUUCCCUCACCUUCCUCUCCCUCGCCCGGACCGGAGCCUACGGCAGCAUCCCAGAGGGCCUUUCCCGGCUCAGCCAGCUCACCGUCCUCGACCUCUCCGGCAACUCCCUCGACGGGACGAUCCCGCCGGGGCUCAGCAAGCUCCAGAAACUCCAAACGCUGAACUUAUCCAACAACAGACUUUCCGGUACAGUCUCAUCGGAGCUCGGCGGCCUCUCCUCCCUCGUCUCCCUCGAUCUCAGCUUCAACUCACUCUCCGACGGUGUGCCGGAGGACCUCUUCUCGGGGCUCUCGGAGCUGCGCUCCAUCAAAUUGGACCACAACGACUUCUCAUCGGAUCUCCCUAAAUCUAUUUUGAAUCUGACUAAGUUGGUACUCCUCGAUGUCUCUAACAACAAUCUCACCGGCAAACUUCCAGUCGACGAUGAGGUCGGCAGCGGCAACACUAAUGGCCAAGGCGGCGUCUUUAACCUGUCUCACAAUCUAUUCUACGGAUCGAUUCCUGCUGAAUUCCAAGGGAUACUUGUCCGAAGAUUCAGCGAGGUGGAUCUCUCCAGCAAUUAUUUCGAAGGGAGAGAAUUCGCCGGCCAUCUCAAUGCUUCGUGGAAUUGUUUUAUUUUUGCACAGAAACAGAGGCCGCCGACUGAGUGCAAUAGCUUCUACACGGAAAGAGGCUCCGCCGUCGAUUCACUGACUGCUUCCGGCAGCAAAAGGACAUGGAAUCGGUGGUAUUCAUUGGUGGCUGCUAUAUUUUGUAGUCUGGCUGUCACCGUUGUCUUUCUCAUUCUUAUGCUCUGCGUCAGUAGACGCAGAGCUCGUUUGAACGCUACCGCCGGCAGCGGCAGCCUCCCUCCGCCUUCCGGAGUAGCAGACCCGCCAUCAUCUUCUUCUGCAACUCCCGGCGACGGUUUCAGCUACGACCAGUUACUAAAGGCCACGUCGGGUUUCAGCGCAGCUAAGCUCAUCAAGAACGGCCACUCCGGCGACCUUUACCACGGCGUGCUGGAAGAUGGAAAAGAAAUUGUGGUGAAGAGAAUCGACCUGCAAUUCGCGCGAGGAGAAUCCUAUUUGGCCGAACUGAACUUGCUCGACUCUGUUUCCGGCGCCGCCCGAUUGGUUCCGUUCCUCGGCAGCUGCUCGGAGAAGGAAAACGUGAAGCUUCUCGUCUACGAGUACAUGAAGAACGGCGAUCUCACAGCUGCUCUGUACAGGAAAUCCGAGGUCGAGGGCGACGAUUCACGGACACUAGACUGGAUAAAGAGGCUCAAGAUUGCGAUCGGCGUCGCAGAGGGACUCUGUUUUCUGCAUCACGACAGCAAUCCUCCACUGGUCCACAGGGAUAUCGAAGCGAGCAGCAUCCUUCUCGAUGAUAAGUACGAGGUCCGGUUGGGGAGUCUCGGCGAAGUGUGCGCGCAGCAAUUCGACGUCCGCCAGAACGUGCUCGCCAGAAUCCUGAGACCAUCGCAGAGUUCCAAUCGAGGGGUGUCGGGCUCUUCCACCGCGACUUGCGCCUUCGACAUAUACUGCAUGGGGAAGGUGCUUCUCGAGAUCAUCACCGGAAAGCCGGGGAUCAGCGGCUCCGACAGCGCCGCCACGAACAAGUGGCUGAAGCAGACGGCGGCGUGCAUCGGCAUCAUGGAGAAGGAGAUGGUGGCGAAGAUCGUGGACCCGCGGCUGGUGGUGGACGACGACCACAUGGAGGAGGUGUGGGCGGUGGCGGUGGUGGCGAAGGCGUGCCUGGACCCGCGGCCGGCCAAGCGACCACUGGCGAGGCACGUGCUGAAGGCGCUGGAGAGCCCGUUGAAGGUGGUGAGGGAAGUGAACCAGCCGAGCUUUUCUUCUUCCCGGGGCUCGUGGCAGAGCGCGUUGAUCGGCGGGUGGCUGCACAGCGUCUCCAGCGUCGCCUCCCUCGGGCCGGUGGGGGAAGAGGGGCUGAAAUCCAGGUCUCCUGUGAGUAACGAAGCGGAUACGGACAUCGUGUGAAAAGGAAUUUGAAUUCCUUGCGCCGAUGGCAAGGUCAACUUCGUCGUCAUUGGUCGCCGGCGCCGGGGAUUGGCAUCCUGAGUAGCGAUGAUAAUCGAUUGCCGUGAAGAUAUAGUUAUUGUCUAUUUUUGUA